This is a messenger RNA of Labeo rohita (rohu), 5241 nucleotides long. Its product is annotated as deleted in malignant brain tumors 1 protein. Bases 1 to 3573 code for a protein of 1190 amino acids. Gene Ontology annotation, molecular function: protein-lysine 6-oxidase activity. Gene Ontology annotation, cellular component: membrane. Gene Ontology annotation, biological process: peptidyl-lysine oxidation. The record is from RefSeq and is a predicted model, not a curated record. The transcript is spliced from 13 exons. NCBI's taxonomy places the organism in Eukaryota, Metazoa, Chordata, Actinopteri, Cypriniformes, Cyprinidae.
AUGCCGACCCUUUCCCUGACCUCCACACAUGCAGUUGUUUCUCAUGGAGAAAAUAUCCAGUUCAGAUGCACAACACCUAAACCAAGAUGCAAUGCUAAUGCUGAAUUCCAGCUCUUUGGAAAUGGUUUAUCUGUAUCCUCCCAGACACAUGUAUCUAGUGUGACUUUCAACCAUAAUGUAGACGUUUCACAUCAAGGCAGCUACAGCUGUCAAUACUCCUACCAAAACAACAUCAAGUCACCUUAUAGCAACACUGUUAAUAUCACUGUGGUGAACUUGCAGCAGCCCAACAUUUCCCACAGUGCUCCUGAUGGACAGUUUGUCGUGGGGUCUCAGGGGCCAGUGAUCACCAGGGGCCACAGUUUCACUAUCAUCUGUUCCACUGAAUCUCAGUAUCCUGGAGGCUCUUUUCACCUGUUCAGAGGGUCAAGCAUCACCAGGAGUGAGUCAGCUGUCAAUCACUCCUCCUCCUUCUCCUUUCCUGAGGCAGAUUAUUCACAUGAGGGAACAUAUAGUUGUGUUUAUGAAGUCAGUGUCUCCUCACGCUCCUUCCGUUCAUCUGCCUCUGAACUGCUGCUCAUCACUAUCACAGGUCUGAGAUUGGUCAGUGGUUCUGAUUCAUGCUGUGGAAGAGUGGAGAUCCGUUAUAAUGGCCAGUGGGGAACCGUGUGUGAUGAUAACUGGGACAUGAAUGAUACUGCUGUGGUGUGCAGACAGUUACAGUGUGGAUCAGCCAUCAGUGCACCUCAAAGUGCCGCUUUUGGUCAAGGCAGUGGAUCGAUCUGGCUGGAUGAUGUUGGAUGCUCAGGAAGUGAAGGAACCCUCACACAAUGUUCACACCGUGGAUUAGGAAGACAUAACUGUAAUCAUGGUGAAGAUGCUGGUGUUGUUUGUUCAGGUGAGCUGCGGAUGCCGACCCUUUCCCUGACCUCCACACAUGCAGUUGUUUCUCAUGGAGAAAAUAUCCAGUUCAGAUGCACAACACCUAAACCAAGAUGCAAUGCUAAUGCUGAAUUCCAGCUCUUCGGAAAUGGUUUAUCUGUAUCCUCCCAGACACAUGUAUCUAGUGUGACUUUCAACCAUAAUGUAGACGUUUCACAUCAAGGCAGCUACAGCUGUCAAUACUCCUACCAAAACAACAUCAAGUCACCUUAUAGCAACACUGUUAAUAUCACUGUGGUGAACUUGCAGCAGCCCAACAUUUCCCACAGUGCUCCUGAUGGACAGUUUGUCGUGGGGUCUCAUGGGCCAGUGAUCACCAGGGGCCACAGUUUCACUAUCAUCUGUUCCACUGAAUCUCAGUAUCCUGGAGGCUCUUUUCACCUGUUCAGAGGGUCAAGCAUCACCAGGAGUGAGUCAGCUGUCAAUCACUCCUCCUCCUUCUCCUUUCCUGAGGCAGAUUAUUCACAUGAGGGAACAUAUAGUUGUGUUUAUGAAGUCAGUGUCUCCUCACGCUCCUUCCGUUCAUCUGCCUCUGAACUGCUGCUCAUCACUAUCACAGAUCUGAGAUUGGUCAGUGGUUCUGAUUUAUGCUGUGGAAGAGUGGAGAUCCGUUAUAAUGGCCAGUGGGGAACCGUGUGUGAUGAUAACUGGGACAUGAAUGAUGCUGCUGUGGUGUGCAGACAGUUACAGUGUGGAUCAGCCAUCAGUGCACCUCAAAGUGCCGCUUUUGGUCAAGGCAGUGGAUCGAUCUGGCUGGAUGAUGUUGAAUGCUCAGGAAGUGAAGGAACCCUCACACAAUGUUCACACCGUGGAUUAGGAAGACAUAACUGUAAUCAUGAUAAAGAUGCUGGUGUUGUUUGUUCAGGUGAGCUGCAGAUGCCGACCCUUUCCCUGACCUCCACACAUGCAGUUGUUUCUCAUGGAGAAAAUAUCCAGUUCAGAUGCACAACACCUAAACCAAGAUGCAAUGCUAAUGCUGAAUUCCAGCUCUUCAGAAAUGGUUUAUCUGUAUCCUCCCAGACACAUGUAUCUAGUGUGACUUUCAACCAUAAUGUAGACGUUUCACAUCAAGGCAGCUACAGCUGUCAAUACUCCUACCAAAACAACAUCAAGUCACCUUAUAGCAACACUGUUAAUAUCACUGUGGUGAACUUGCAGCAGCCCAACAUUUCCCACAGUGCUCCUGAUGGACAGUUUGUCGUGGGGUCUCAGGGGCCAGUGAUCACCAGGGGCCACAGUUUCACUAUCAUCUGUUCCACUGAAUCUCAGUAUCCUGGAGGCUCUUUUCACCUGUUCAGAGGGUCAAGCAUCACCAGGAGUGAGUCAGCUGUCAAUCACUCCUCCUCCUUCUCCUUUCCUGAGGCAGAUUAUUCACAUGAGGGAAACUACAGUUGUGUUUAUGAAGUCAGUGUCUCCUCACGCUCCUUCCGUUCAUCUGCCUCUGAACUGCUGCUCAUCACUAUCACAGAUCUGAGAUUGGUCAGUGGUUCUGAUUUAUGCUGUGGAAGAGUGGAGAUCCGUUAUAAUGGCCAGUGGGGAACCGUGUGUGAUGAUAACUGGGACAUGAAUGAUGCUGCUGUGGUGUGCAGACAGUUACAGUGUGGAUCAGCCAUCAGUGCACCUCAAAGUGCCGCUUUUGGUCAAGGCAGUGGAUCGAUCUGGCUGGAUGAUGUUGAAUGCUCAGGAAGUGAAGGAACCCUCACACAAUGUUCACACCGUGGAUUAGGAAAACAUGACUGUAAUCAUGGUAAAGAUGCUGGUGUUGUUUGUUCAGGUGAGCUGCAGAUGCCGACCCUUUCCCUGACCUCCACACAUGCAGUUGUUUCUCGUGGAGAAAAUAUCCAGUUCAGAUGCACAACACCUAAACCAAGAUGUAAUGCUAAUGCUGAAUUCCAGCUCUUCCAAAAUGGUUUAUCUGUAUCCUCCCAGAAACAUGUAUCUAGUGUGACUUUCAACCAUAAUAUAGACAUUUCACAUCAAGGCAGUUACAGCUGUCAAUACUCCUACCAAAACAACAUCAAGUCACCUUUGAGCAACACUGUCAACUUCACUGUGGUGAACUUGCAGCAGCCCAGCAUUUCCCACAGUGCUCCUGAUGGACAGUUUGUCGUGGGGUCUCAGGGGCCAGUGAUCACCAGGGGCCACAGUUUCACUAUCAUCUGUUCCACUGAAUCUCAGUAUCCUGGAGGCUCUUUUCACCUGUUCAGAGGGUCAAACAUCACCAGGAGUGAGUCAGCUGUCAAUCACUCCUCCUCCUUCUCCUUUCCUGAGGCAGAUUAUUCACAUGAGGGAAACUACAGUUGUGUUUAUGAAGUCAGUGUCUCCUCACGCUCCUUCCGUUCAUCUGCCUCUGAACUGCUGCUCAUCACUAUCACAGGCUCCCUGCUUCCUGUAAUCGGUUCUGCAGUGUCAGCUGUGCUGCUCUUGUUGUCUGUCCUCAUAAUCAUCCUCCUGCUGAAGAGAAGACAAAAGCAAAGAAACAAGGAAUGUCUUUCGAAGUGCUCUUUUACUAAGGGUGCAGCUAACACAUAUGCAGGUGCAUCCCAUGAUAACAAAAAUAAAGAAGAUGAUAAGGCUGGUUAUGAAAAUGUAGAACUUCGUGAAUACAUGGAUCAUGAUGAUUUAUAUUAAUGUGGACUCUAAUCAUUCUAAACAUGAUUUUAAUAAUCCUGGUGACUCUGAAGAGUAUUGUUUCAAUGUGAAUGAUAUAGAAAAUUAAAGUGUGGUAGACAAAUCUGAUGAUAACAUUUAUGAAAGCUGUUGUGAAUAAUGACUGGUUUUGGCCUACCUGAAGGAUAUUGUCACAAAUCUGGCUGGUGACCUUCAGUCCACUCACCACCAGAUGUCACCUGCUAAUUCCAUUAACAUUCACAUUACACAGACUGUUGCACCAUACCCCGGACUAUGUUCCCCAUCAUCCAUUGUGCUGAUCACCUGCAUCCAAUCAGAGACUCUAUGUUUUGUAUUUACAUUUGUACAGAGCCUUUACCUAGUUAUCUGUGUUUUGUCUAGUUCUCUGAGGUUUGGUAUUCUCGCCUGGUUAUCUCGUUUUGUCUGUUUCACUGCCUGCCCUUUGGAUUUCUUGCAUGUCUUAUCAGAUUACCCUGAAGUGAUUUGCAAAUACAAAACUCUAUCUCUGUCUACAAAACUCUUUCUGAGAAAAAAUGCAGUGGUAUGGAGAAAAAUAUGUAUUGUGUGUUACAACUGUGAGACUUGUUUGCCUUUUUAUGAGGAAACUUGGCUUGAUUUUCUCACAAAUGUGUGCAGGCAAAUGUUCUCACAAAUGCAACUGUGCAACUUCCUUUUCCAAAAACAGCAGAUGGCACUGAUGGUCCAUUUACACUAGUCUCCUGAGACCUGAAACACCCGUUUACCUUUUCAGGGAAUACAGCAGACCAACAUGAGUGGGGAAAAGAUGAGUUUCUGUCUUACUUUGUCUAUAAUUAACCAUUUAGAUGUUUUCACAAAGCCACCCUAUACUACAAUGUCAGUGAAAUUUGCAAUAAGUGCUGUAAAGUUGUUAACAUGAUUGAUUAGGUCAUAAAUCAGUAGAGACAUGGCUAAACAUUUAAUUAGGCAGUCUUUCCCUGUGAAAACUCAUCCAUUUCCCGUACUUCUUAUCUUCCAUUGGAUUGCGGGAUGUAGAAUAUAUACAUAUGUUGAUACAAUUGUUCAACAUUCAAAACAACACUGGGGUAUAAUAACAAUACAUCAUGAAUUGGUUUAUUUAAAAGUAGACAUUUCAAGCACCUUGUUUGUUUUCUUUAUUUUACAAAAGCACAUUGUUUUGUUGUUAUUAUGACUAUAUACAAAUAAAAGUAGACCCUUUGUAGUUUCUAACAAUGCCAUGCUCAUAUCUGUAUUUUUAGUUCUUUUCAUGGUCAUCAAGAAAGCGUGACAAAACGCGCUUGCUUGGUCUUCAACCCCAGUUUUCAAUUUAGUAUUAUAUCAGCGUGAACUUGAUACUUUUCCCCAACUCACAGGACAAAAGUGACUCCAGAAAAGAAAUAUUCAUCAUUUUGCUUAGUUAAAAAAAUACAUCAUUAUUUUAGACACAAAUGAUUGCAUAGUGUUACAACGUUUAAAACGUUUUAGAUAUUGUACUAAAUAAUGUGAUUUGUUGAUUUUUUAUUAAUAAUUAAUUUUCUCUUGGGUAAUAUUACCAUAUCUGAUACUAAAUUAAAUUGUCUAAGCUUUUAUUAUUGGUACACAAUAUUGUCACUCUCCAUAAUACAUUUGCAUUUUAGUAUUACAAUAUGUGACAUGAUAUAUUGUUAUUAUAGCCCUGCGUUGUUUUGA